AUGGACAACUGGAGAGUAGCUGUUCUUGGUGAUGGUGGUGUGGGCAAAACAGCUCUUGCUGUCCAGUUCACAUUAAACUGUUUUACAUAUGACCCAACGAUAGAAGAUGCUUACCGGAAGCAACUGAUAGUGGACAAUCGUAUGUGUUUUGUAGAAGUAAUUGACACUGCGGGCCAGGAGGAGUAUGCUACACUACGAGAUCAAUGGGUUCGGGAGGGUCAAGGCUUUAUCCUUGUGUAUUCAAUCGCAUCUCGCUCAACGUUCGAUCGUCUUGAGGUUUUCCGUCAGUCGAUGCGGCGGGUGAAAAGGGGAGAUCCCAUCUUUAUGCUAGUCGGCAAUAAAUGCGACAAAACUUACGAACGGGAAGUUUCGAAGGAGGAAGGUGCCGCACUCGCGCGUCAGUUUGGCUGCGAAUUUAUCGAAACGUCGGCGAAAACGGCACAAAAUGUCGAGCGCUUAUUCAUGAAUCUCGUGCGAGCGCUGCGACAAACGCGAAGUCUAGAAGCAGGUCCAGUGAGCGGAAGUGGCGCACCGCCGAAACAGAAAGAGAAGAAAUCGACGAGGUGUAUUAUCGUGUAG
This is a messenger RNA of Guyanagaster necrorhizus, 579 nucleotides long. Its product is annotated as ras protein. Gene Ontology annotation, biological process: signal transduction. Bases 1 to 579 code for a protein of 192 amino acids. Gene Ontology annotation, molecular function: GTPase activity; GTP binding. The record is from RefSeq and is a predicted model, not a curated record. Gene Ontology annotation, cellular component: membrane. The transcript is spliced from 5 exons. Lineage: Eukaryota; Fungi; Basidiomycota; Agaricomycetes; Agaricales; Physalacriaceae.